CUCAUCUUAUCACUCGUAUGUACAUAUUUUAUCUUUUUAAAAAAUGCAUUGACCAUUCCAGACUUCUUGUCGACUGCCGACUUGCCGAGAACUAUUUAAGAGAGAGGGGAACACCGGCUUCGCACUUCCUCUAUGAAGUCUUCUAGAAAGCUUGCUGUAGUAUUCAACUAUUCAUUCAAAUGUACCACGCUCUGCUGACUGUAUUAGUAAAUAACUUGACAACCUGACAGUAUAACAGCAGGCGCUAUACAGCAUAACUUACCGUAUUUUAGCACAUCUUGGACACCUCAUUAUGGACGGUCUAUACCAUGCAGCACUCUUGUUGCCAGCACUCACAGUCAUCAUAUUGGCUGUCUGCUUGUACCAGUAUAAACGCUUGAAACAACGAUGCAAAGCCAAACGACAGGAGAGACAACGACGAAAUCCGGGCCUCGUUAUGGUCGGGUUGUUCCAUCCGUAUUGCAAUGCAGGGGGUGGGGGUGAGCGUGUACUGUGGUGUGCUGUACGUGCGAUACAGCGACAGUAUACGCACGCUUCGAUUGUGGUAUAUACGGGGGAUACUGACUCGAACGGUGUAGAUAUACUACGUAAGGCAAAAAAAGCCUUUGGAGUUUCACCUCUACGGCCCGUCGAGUUUGUGUUUUUAGAGAAGCGGCAUUGGGUCGAGGCCAAGCGAUAUCCGGUUUUUACACUUUUAGGGCAGAGCAUCGGGUCGAUUAUUUUGGGUUGGGAGGCGAUGCAGAAGUGUGUGCCUGAUAUCUACAUUGACACGAUGGGCUAUGCGUUCACGUACCCACUCUUCAGGCUUCUGUGUGAUUGCAAAGUGGGCGCGUAUGUUCACUAUCCCACAAUCAGCACAGACAUGCUGACGAAGGUUCAAAAUAGGGAGGCCGCUCACAAUAACCGAGGCACGGUAUCUCGCAGCGCUGUUUUGAGCAAGGGGAAAGAGACUUACUACAAGGCAUUCGUGUAUCUGUACAGGCUCGUGGGGGGCUUGGCAAACGUAGUCAUGGUCAACUCCACUUGGACCUUUGAUAACAUAGACACCAUAUGGAACACCAGGGAGGGUGUUACAUCCAUUGUGUAUCCACCGUGUGAUACUGUGGGGUUUGAAGCACUGCCCCUCACGGAGAGGCGUGUGCCCAAUAAGAUUAUCUCUGUUGCACAGUUUCGACCGGAAAAGGACCAUGAACUGCAGAUUAGGGCGCUCGAUCAAUAUUUGAGGGAGAAUCCAUUGGCGAAGGAAAACGAUACCAAGCUAUAUAUGAUCGGUGGAUGCCGCAACGAAGAUGAUGAGAAUCGAGUGCGGAAUCUCAAACUACUUGCCGACAGCCUCAGUAUUUCGCAAUAUAUAUCCUUCAAGACAAAUGUGACAUACUCCGAAUUGAAGGAUCAUCUGGCCACCGCUCAGGUGGGUAUGCACACCAUGUGGAAUGAGCACUUUGGCAUUGGGGUAGUGGAAUACCUGGCUGCCGGCGUCAUUGCCCUCGCACACGAUACUGCUGGGCCAAAAUUUGACAUUGUCCUUGAAGAAUUCCAAGGUAAAGGACCGUGUGGCUAUCGCGCGUCCACACAAGGGCAAUACGCGCAACAGCUGAAACAUAUUCUCUUGGACAUGGGUGACGCUGAGCGACAGGUUGUACAGACAGUGGCAAGGGCAAGUGUGUCGCACAGGUUCAGUGAGGACAUGUUUGAUAAAAAAUUCUUGGAAAGAUUACGUGAGAUAUUGUAGUGCUAACUUAUAUUAAAUAAAAGUUGACCAUGAA
Messenger RNA from Sphaeroforma arctica JP610, 1766 nucleotides. RefSeq lists its product as hypothetical. NCBI's taxonomy places the organism in Eukaryota, Ichthyosporea, Ichthyophonida. Gene Ontology annotation, molecular function: GDP-Man:Man(3)GlcNAc(2)-PP-Dol alpha-1,2-mannosyltransferase activity. Gene Ontology annotation, cellular component: endoplasmic reticulum membrane. The coding region runs from base 293 to 1732 and encodes 479 amino acids. Gene Ontology annotation, biological process: protein N-linked glycosylation. The transcript is spliced from 8 exons. The record is from RefSeq and is a predicted model, not a curated record.